This is a messenger RNA of Penicillium griseofulvum, 1152 nucleotides long. RefSeq names its product Zn(II)2Cys6 transcription factor rglT. The coding region runs from base 1 to 1152 and encodes 383 amino acids. The transcript has a single exon. The record is from RefSeq and is a predicted model, not a curated record. NCBI's taxonomy places the organism in Eukaryota, Fungi, Ascomycota, Eurotiomycetes, Eurotiales, Aspergillaceae.
AUGGGCCGCCCGCCUAAGAAACGGACACGGACAGACGAUGAGGGGACCGACUUUCCACCGCUAUCUGGAGCUGAAAUUUGGCCAAGUCCAGAGGACUCGCAACAAUCUUCACUAGGAAUUAGCCCAAACACAGGCACCUUCCCAGAUUCCGAUCAUCUUUGUCCGCCGCUCUACUGGCGGCCUAGUACGAACACGGAUUUGCCACAGCCCCAGCCUGCAGAUUUAUUGUCAGGCCAUGAAGACCACAACCAUACCUGGAGGCCAGACCGUCUGAAACAGCCAAGCCUUCCUGUUUUCCCAUCGUCUUCCCCUUGGCCUGAUUUCUCGACCGUCUCUGAAGCCACGGCCAUGCCUAUGUCAAUGCCACUCCCUUAUCCCUCAACUCUUCCCCACACACACUCCCUCCCGCUCUCUCCUGCUGCAUCCGUUUCCUCUGACUCCACAACACCUGGGUGUACGUGUCUGUCAUAUCUCUACCUAAGCCUUAGCCACAUGACAUCAAUCUCCUCCUUCCCGGUCAACUCCCACACUCUAUGCUCGCUAUAUAUUGCUGCACGAACAGCGCGAGACGUGAUCCGCUGCCAAGUUUGUCCCAAGGCCUUCUCGACGGGCCUUCAAAAUAUCAUGUUCAUAGGGACUCUAUUAACAGUCGUUGCGGACUCGUGGCUGCGCGUCUCGCAAGCCGAUGCCAUCGAAUUGGGGAUGCAAUCCGCGCCUCCACACUUCGUGUCUGAGGUUCAUCAGAACCCUGACCCAGCACAAGUUUGGAAAUCAUGGCUCCACCAAGUGGUUCGUCGUGCUGUCAUUGGUGGUCCCGUUGAGCCAGGUGCUAUGAUCGCUUGUUCUGAGCAGCCAGAUCUGCUGUCCAUGAUUAUAGAACUCGAAAAUCGGCAACGCCGCUGGCAUGAACCUGGGAAUCAUCCACUUGGAGAAAAUCAGCUUGGACAGUGGAACACAAUGUCGGCUUUCUCGGACCCACUUCAGUCUCAAGAUAAGGGUGAGCCCGGCGAAGAUAAGUUUUUGUGCCUUCGUGUGGUUGGAAGUUCUAGAGAAGUGAUUGCGAAAUUCAACUUUGAUCCUUCGGAAUAUCCCGAGGGCGUUGAGCCGGUCAUUGCGCGCAACAAAGCGCAUACAGGUGCACAGGACGCAUGA